GGGAAGCAGCUAAAACAGACCAAUCGCUUCUUCAAGCUUUCCCGCUACGCUAAUCAAAGUUCUGCCACCUCUCCCAGAACUCUAUCCGGGGAUGCUCCUCGCCCGGCGUGGCCUGCAGUGAAAGCACCCAGGGAAUCCCAGAAGCGUGGAUGCACACCCCGCGGACCAUGAGUCCCCCGAGGGCGCGAGCGUGGCUCUCGGUGCUGCUGCUACUGGCGGCUGGCUGCCUCUUCGCGGAGGCCCGGAGGGACAAGGGGGCGGCUGGUAGCCCGGUGCAAUCGGUCUCCAGCCCGGGGCCGGGCGGUUCCUCGGGUCGUUUCGUGAGCCCGGAGCAACACGCGUGCAGCUGGCAACUCCGGCUGCCGGGCCCCGGAGCCAAAGCCAGCAGCGAGCUGGCUCUGCGCUGCCUGGGUCCGGACGGGGCGCGCCAGCAAUGCGCCUUCCGCGGGGAGCCCGAGCGCUGCGCCGCCUACGGAGCCCGCCGCCCGCACUACUGGAAGCAGGUGCUGGGAGCGCUGCGCAGGAGGGCGCGGCCUUGUCACGAUCCCACGCCCCUCCACGCCCGCGUGUGCGCCGGAAAGAAGGGCCAGGGCGCAGAGCUGCGCCUGGUCACCCUCACCACCCCGCCCGCUGGCCCCACCACCGCUGUCCCGCGCCUCCCCGGGGAGACCAGGUUCAAGGCCAGGAUCCGGGGGCGACCCCGGCAGCCCGCUCCCGGCCCGGAUGCUCCAGCCUCGCCUUCCCCGAGCGUGCCACCCCGAGAAAAUCCUUCCGAGAGGAAGAUCAAAGCGGGCAAGAGGAAGAUGGCCUCGGAUCCCGGGCGGGAGCGACCCAUGGCCACCGGGCCCGACCCCGAUGGGCUGGAGGAGAACGCUGAGCUCACCCAGACCUACUGCGCCGAGAAGUGGCACUCGCUCUGCAACUUUUUCGUCAAUUUUUGGAACGGUUGAGGCUGC
Molecule: messenger RNA, 956 nt
Organism: Perognathus longimembris pacificus (Pacific pocket mouse)
Lineage: Eukaryota; Metazoa; Chordata; Mammalia; Rodentia; Heteromyidae
Gene: Fgfbp3
Product: fibroblast growth factor binding protein 3
Exons: 2
Coding region: 150-950 (266 amino acids)
Biological process (GO): cell-cell signaling
Molecular function (GO): growth factor binding
Source: RefSeq, a predicted model, not a curated record